Messenger RNA from Schizophyllum commune H4-8, 1833 nucleotides. RefSeq lists its product as uncharacterized. Gene Ontology annotation, molecular function: acyltransferase activity, transferring groups other than amino-acyl groups. NCBI's taxonomy places the organism in Eukaryota, Fungi, Basidiomycota, Agaricomycetes, Agaricales, Schizophyllaceae. The record is from RefSeq and is a predicted model, not a curated record. The coding region runs from base 1 to 1833 and encodes 610 amino acids. The transcript is spliced from 4 exons.
AUGGCUACUGCAGGCGACCAACGCUCACCUAUGGCAAUGGGUGAGCAGCACUCGCCCAUCAUCUUCUCCGACCGCCUUGUCGACCAGGAUGAGCGGCUCGAUGCGCUGUUCACGAUGUGGGAGGAGGCGCAGGUUGUGUGCGCCGACCUUGCGGCGCGCCCUGAGGCAGACUUGCUCAGCUUCGCGCACGAGGCGGCGUACUUCUCCGUCGUGGAUGUGAAGGAGGGAUACUUGGAUCUCAACGGCAGUAUCGACGAGAACACGACGACCGCGACACCUGCGAACAAACAGGUGCCUCCUCCGACGCGGCCGCAACUCAAAACCAUCGAGUCGCUGGCUAAGGGCAAGAAGGCGCUUAAGGCUAAUGUGGCUACACCUCGUGCGACGUCGACCUCGUCUGCUAAGCCCGAUGUGCUCUCGGUGGUGCAGGAUCAGGAUACCCAGGAUAUUCUUGACGAGCUUCUGGAGCUAGAGGGGAAGCGCAUCGAUGAUGGAGGCGGAAUUGAUGAUGCGUCGAGGCCACCCGGUGCUGUGAUGUUCCUCGAUGGCUCUAUCAACGUCGACCUCUCAUCGACGGGCACAUCGACCAGUGCUACGCCCAAGAAAUCCUCUACCGCUGAACCUGAACUCGCCUCCGACGCCAGCACUUCCUCACCCACGGCCUCUACGCCCCCAAACAGUGUCAAAAAGCUCGCCAAGAAAUUUCCCAAAUCGUGUCUCGACCAUCCUGAGGGUCGCUGCAACGCUGGCACCGACUGCGGGCUCCAGCAUGACCUCUGGAAGUGCGAAUGCGGACGUAUCAUGGGGCCUGGCGGUCAGACGGCCCAUCGGUCAAGCCAGAAACACCUUGCGGGGGUGGCGAGGAUCGAGGCAGCGGCGAAGAAGGAGGCAAAGGUGAAGAAGGAGGCAAAGGCAACCCAGACCAAUACCAAGACCCCAUCUGGAAAGGACGUAUCAGAAAAAGACCCUUGCAAGAAGUCUACUGGCAAGGCGCGCAAAGCUGCUGAUAUCUCCAACCGACAGAUGUUGGAAUCGUGGGGUUGCUUGGACGAGUACGACUCGCCUCCACCUGCCCCAGAGUCGCGCGUCAAGUCCCCCGUGGGGCUGGUGUACCUCGUCGUCGACGCUGCCACGCAGACCGCGCCAGACAUUCCUGUCACCCUGAACCUUGGGCUCUACCUGGCGCCCACCUUCCGCAACCAGGGCCUCGGGCAGCGCGUACUGAUCAGCGUCCUAGCGCGCGCGUUCGAGGUCAUGCACGCGCAUCGGGUGCAGGUGCGCAUUUUGGGGAAUCGGGAGAGGCAUGUAGCGCUGGCGUUGUUUACGAAGCUUGGCUUCGCACACGAGGGUACGCGGCGCGCGUCGUUCUGGAGCCCGCUUGAGGCGCUGUGGCGCGACGAGACCACGAUGGCCAUUCUCGACACGGACUGGGUUAUGAGGCCCAUCAGGGCGCUGGCGCGUCGCGGGGCUCCGGCCGAUGUCUGGGAGGCCUUGGUCGAGCGCCAUGCUAGGUAUAGAACGCGAAGAGCUCCUGGACUGGGAGGACAAGAGGCCAGAUUACCUACGUCGGACGGCCAGUCUGGAGACGAUACGCUUGCACAACGAAGCGGUCCCCUCGGAGUCGGGAUACAUGUCGAGCGAAAGGACGUCGCCGGCGUCGAGCAGAGGCGUGUCGCCCAUGUCAACGAGAAGGUCGUCACCAAUGUCCUCCAAAAGUUCGUCACCGGUGUCUUCGAGGAGGUCCUCGGUUUAUGCGGCGUCAGAGGACAGCAUGUCGAAGUCAUCUUUGAGGAGCGGGUCAAGGGGGUCUGGGAGGGCUUCUCAUGGUGGUAG